CUAGCUCCAAGUCGAACUCCUUUCUGUCUGUCUCUCUGGAUCGCAGAAGUCAAUGGCAUCACGGGACAAGAAACCUUCGAAGCCCUCGAGCAGCCGUACAGGCGGUAUACGCACGCUCUCCGAUCUGAACCGCCCGUCCGCCGACUCGGACAGUGACUCGGAUGGCCCCCAAGAGUACUACACUGGUGGCGAGAAGAGUGGGAUGCUCGUCCAAGAUCCUUCAAAGGCCAAUGAUGUGGAUGCAAUCUUUAAUCAAGCUAGGCAACUGGGAGCAGUUGAAGGGCCUGUUGAACAACUCCGUCCCUCUUCAAGCUCAAGCAAUUUUACAGGAACUGGUAGACUACUUUCAGGGGAAACUGUACAAACUGCUCCUCAGCAGCCUGAGAACGUUGUUCACAACAUUGUUUUCUGGAGUAAUGGUUUCACGGUAAAUGACGGCCCUUUGAGGAGUUUGGACGAUCCUGAAAAUGCAGCUUUCUUAGAGAGUAUCAGAAAGUCUGAGUGCCCUAAAGAGCUUGAACCUGCAGAUAGGAGGUCCUCUGUUCAUGUCAAUCUAAUAAGAAGAAAUGAAAACUGCCCUGAACCAGAGAGGCGCCAUGUUCCAUUUCAGGGUGUGGGAAGAACUCUAGGUAGCAGCUCUGCUCCAGCGGCACCCGAGCCAACUGUUGCUUCCGCCCCUUUCAACUCUGCUCCAACACCUUCCACGGGCCUGGUUGUGGAUGAAACAUUGCCGUCAACUGCCAUUCAACUUAGAUUGGCUGAUGGUACCCGCAUGAUAGCACAUUUUAAUCACCAUCAUACGAUCAAUGACAUUCGAUCCUUCAUUGAUGCAUCAAGGCCUGGAGGUGCUAGGAAUUAUCAUCUUCAGAUGAUGGGAUUCCCUCCCAAGCUUCUAAGUGAUCCAGCUCAGACAAUUGAGCAAGCCGGUCUUGCCAAUUCAGUGGUUAUCCAGAAAUUCUAGUUGGCUGCGCCAAGAUCUUUGCACUUUGGUCAUUACAUAAUAGGUGCCUUGGUGAAGAAGUGAACCCGUUCCAUCUACUUAGGGCCGAGAGUGUGUGUUCUGAGAAUUCGAUAAAUGAUCUGAAAUACUUCUUAAAAGACACUGUUUUUGUUGAGAAUUAUAAAUCAUAUUCUUGUUGUUAUCGCGUGAA
This is a messenger RNA of Carya illinoinensis, 1151 nucleotides long. RefSeq names its product plant UBX domain-containing protein 4. NCBI's taxonomy places the organism in Eukaryota, Viridiplantae, Streptophyta, Magnoliopsida, Fagales, Juglandaceae. Gene Ontology annotation, cellular component: cytosol; nucleus. Gene Ontology annotation, biological process: nuclear membrane reassembly; proteasome-mediated ubiquitin-dependent protein catabolic process; Golgi organization. The coding region runs from base 53 to 961 and encodes 302 amino acids. The record is from RefSeq and is a predicted model, not a curated record. The transcript has 4 exons. Gene Ontology annotation, molecular function: ubiquitin binding.